AAUCAAUUUAAAUUCCCGCACACAUGUGUGUGCGUGCGUGUGUGUCCGUCUGAUUGUGCAAGUGUGCGAACGCAAAUGCCGCCGCCAAAAAUAAUUUGAUCAUUUCGAGAAAAUCUCUCAAAUCGGCUGUAACAACAACAAAAACCAACGAAAAAUCGUUUUUCUAGCAGUUUAUCCGAAAGGCUAGAAAUUUCGACAUAUAGUUUAUUUUUGCUCCACAAGGGCAGGUGUACUACGGGGCGCUUGUAGAAUUUUUACCGAAAAUGAUAAACGGAAGUGGGGGUAAAAGCUGUUAUUAGCUUUUCCACCACGAUAAAGUGUAGACUUUGGUCCGAAAACUAAAAUACGGAACUAGAAAUGCAGCGCUAUCGAAAUCAAAAAUCCUCCUGCUGAGACUUAGUUAUUCUAAAUACAACUACAAAUCUAUAAAUGGAAAUGCUGUCAUUUGUGUAGACUUUUAUGGAAUAUUGAAAACUGAAAGCAAAAAGAUAUAUUUUUUUGUUUUGACAUCAUUUUUUCCGAAAACUGGAAUUGUCUGAAUUUUUUUGAAAUGAAAACUGAAAACUUAAAUCAAAUCCCGCGUUGUUAUUUGAAGCAAAAAACGAAAUAGAAACAGAAAAAUAAAAUUACUGUGUUUAGUGUAGAGCCCUAAAACUGAAACUACUUCUCUUUAUGUAAACUUAAAACUUAAUUUUAAAGCACAAAAAAAUCCGAAUCCGAAUCGACAACAGAAAAUCAAAUUUCUAUGUUUUUUUAAAACAAAAGUAAAAAUACCAGUAGACUACAAAUCAAAUCUCGCUGUGCUUAGUGUAGAGUUUUGGAAAAAGAAAAAACCGAAUGGCUGGGUAUAGUGUAGAAUUUGGAAACUGAAAAGCAGAAAAACCAAAGUCCGAACGAACGUCGCGUUUGUUUUUCCCCUGCUAAUGAGCUUGGUGGCAAGUUAUAUAUUCUGAUUCGGUUUCUUGUUGGCCUACUAAAGCAAACUGGCUCACACGAACACUCGAACUCACACACACUCACGCACCAUGUCUCAGGCGGCGAAAGGUUUCUCAACCGAUCUGUUUCUCAUGUCUCUUUCUGGCCCAUUCUGGUUUUUUAGGUCUCCACCGUCGACUCGUGGACAAAACGAAAGCACCGUCAUCGUUAGAGAGAGAGAGAAAACGUAUCAAAAGAUCAAAAAAACAAAUAAUCAAACAAACAAAAACUAUUUUAUUUCGUGGGUGUUACGUGUGAAAAACUGGCGCCAAAAAACCACUAUAAAAGGGUUAAUUAAAAUUUAUAAAUAAGCGCCAAAAAAACUAAAACAGAAUGAGUGCCAACCGUAAACGACGCAGCAGUUUUUACUGCGCGACAGCACAAGCAGCAGUACCAGUAUCAGUACCAGCACAGGAGAAAGAAAAACUAGGUGCAACAGCUGCAAUUUCAAUUCCGCCAUCCAAAGAGCAACUUUCUCUGCCGGCUGAUGAGGAUUUAGUGGAAAUGCCUCGUAUUUGCCGCUGCUGUUGCAAACGGGAUUUGGAAUUACUCGGCUUAUUUGAGGCCAGCCAACCGACAUUGGCCAACACAUCAGAAGCAGAAGUGGGAGCAGCAGCAGGAGCAGGAGCAACAAUAUCAGCGUCAAACAAAUCAUCAGUAACAACGGCUAAAACAUGUGCGACAGAAACUCCAGAGACACCACUGUCUGCAAAUCCAGUAAAUCCCGGGGAUAUGGCUACAUCAUCUUCAGCAGCAACAUCGUCCGCAUUUCUGACCACACCCUCUCCCAUGAGGCGUCGCACCACAGUUGCCACCACAUCCACAUUCACAUCCACAUCCACAUCGACAUCUACUUCAACUACUACUACUCCCCGUGGGCGAAGCAGCGAUAAUGCCGUCGACUACACCCUUAGCGGGGCCCACAGCAGCAUGGACAUUGUCCUCGAGGAGAUGACCAUUUGGAUGCUCAAUAUAAAUCGCGACGAUGGACUGCCGCAAGAAAUCUGCCGGCAGUGCAUGGCCCAGUUUUUGAUGGUGGCCAAGUUCCGGCGGAAAUGUGCACGGAUGCAGCAGCGCCUGCAGGACUUUGCCCAGGAGAUAUCCGACCGUCAGACGGCCAGACAGGCCAGGCGUCAGCAAAAAGUGCACAAGGAGCGUCUGGAUAGGAGGUCGGAGGCCAUCCAGAAGUGUCCCGAGAAUUUGCCAGCGUCCCAAACGGACCGAAAACGUCGCAUGGUGUCAGAAUCGGACAGCGAAUCGGCAGCAGCAGCAGCAGUGGCAGUAAAACAGGUGCGCACGGAAUCGAAGGACUUGCCGCCCCCCAGCUCGAGUCGCCUGCAACUCCGUCUGCGCAAGCUUCGCACCUUCUCCAUCGGCUGCGAAAUGGACCGUCCAUCCGCCUCCAUCGAUGCCAGCAGCAUGCCCUGGAAGACGAAGGCCGCCCGCAAGCAGCUGGCGGAGACGUGGUCAUCUAGCUGCUCCCCGGACGACCUCUCAUCGCCCAGUCGCGAGCGCUCCAGCACCAGCAGUAGUGAACACAUGAGCGACCUGUCCGUUGGGCCAUGUUGUGGCUUCGAGAGCGACAGCAAUCCCUCCUCAACCGCCGCUAAGCCCAAGUCGCCAGUGUCGCUGAAGGCAUCGCCAGUGAAUGAUUUGCUGCCGCGUAGGGGUCGCCGUCCCAGGAAUUCACCUAUUUACAUGCCGGCCAAAAGACAGCGGCGAUCGGUGGUCAAGAAAGAGAAGGAUAAACCGAAGGUUGACGCUGAACCACUCACCGUAGAGAAAACAAAGUCUGAUCAUAGGGGCAUCUUUCCGCCGGAACCAAAGGUCGAGAGCCGUGCUCCAUCCUGCGAUGAGGCAAUCGACAGCACUUCAGAUGUGCCAAAGGAAGCACCUUCGAAUGUAGUACUUAACGAAAAGGAGAACGAAAUCACUUCAAAUGGUUUGACUGAAAGUUGCGAUAGGGUCAACGCCAUACAAGUGGAGUCAGAUAACAAAAAUACAGCCUCCAAAAGCCUGGAGAAAAAUGUGUCCAAUGAAGUCGUAGGAGAACAGCAAAAUGCCAAAACAGAAGAGGCCAAAAAUGGCAUCAGCGAUAAUGGGGAAAUAAAUUCUAUAAAGCAGCCCGAAAACUCAAAAACAACAAGUGAAAGCGAAGAAACAAUUGCACAAGAAAAUUCUUCACAUGAUAUUUCUGCCGAAAAAGAUAAACAAUUAAAUGAAAGUGAUCCCCUGCAGUCAGAGGAACUUACUUCAUCCACAGAACCCAGUGAGACGCCAGCCGAAGCUGUUGACCAGCCGGAAACUGUGGAGCCGCUGGAAACUGUGAAGCAACAGGAAUCCGCUGGACAAACAGAAGCGACGGAGAAACAACUGAAAUCGGUCGAUGUUGAGCAUUCGGAAAGUGUGGACCAAGCAGAGCAGCAGGAGAUGAUAGUGAGCAUACCGCUGGAGGCGCUCAAUGAGGAUCUGCAGCGCCGCCUGUGCGUGGAGGAGGCGGUAAACCGCGACAUUGCGACGCCCAAGGAGCUGCCCCUGCAGCCCGACGAUGUGAACAACAAUGCAAACGAUGAAAAUUUUUGCCAGAGUGCUACAGCAGAUAGCUUCAAUGCUGCUGUGGCACUCCGAACCAAUGAAAUUGAAGCCACACCAACGGAAGCAGAAGAAGAAGAGGCCUCAAGUGGGGCCGAUUCCUCGCCAGACGAAUCGGACAUGGAUGAGGUGCAGCCGGUGCGUUCGGGACCCACGCCCAUGGACUUUAUGGCCGAGUUUGCCAAGCACUGUGAGAACGGCAUUGAGCAGCUUAAGGUCACCACACCGGCUCCAUCGCCCCUGCCCUUUGACGAUCUGGAGGCCAAGCAGAAGCUGGAGGUGGAGAUGAACGACGUGGAGACCACUCUCAAUGGCAUUCUCAACGAGAUGCAGGACCAGCACAUGUAUACCCCGAAUUGUGCCCACAUUGAUGAGUUCCUUACUCCCGCCGACUAUGCUCCGAUGACUGAACAGGAAUCCUCCGUCCCAUCGCCGCCCAAUCCCUUCGAGCAGAGUCCAGUGGCUGAGCCGGAGCCCAAGCCCUCGGCCACCGACGAUCCCUUCGACAACAGCAACUUUAGCAACGAACUCAUUGGCUUCCAGAACGAUAUUCCCUGCUUUGAGAAUAUUGAAGCCACUUCGGAACCGGGACAGACUUUGCAUCUGGAGCUCACUCAGUUGCUGAGGGAUCUACAGCCGGCGCAGGAGGCUCAGCCGCAGGAGCAGCAAAGCAGCCAGACCCAGGACCAAGUCGUCGUCCAGGCAGAGACCCAAGUGCAGGCACAAAAUGAAUCUGAAGACCCCUCUCCGCAUGAGUCACGCAUGCCGACUCCCAUAUCAUCCCCUCAAGCGCAGAUGGAAUCCGAAAUCGAGACGCAGAUGCAACACGAAGCCCUAACAGUGCCGAAUCCACCAAAUCAGCCUCAAGUACAAUCUCAUGACCAAUCUCAGAUGCAAUCUCAGAUGCUAGACCAAAUCCCACCGCAAAUGCAGCCACAGAUUCAAGGCCAAGUCCAAGAGCACCAAACCAUACAGAUUGUGCAACCGCAAGUGCAUCCCCAACUGCAGCUUCAAUCGCAGGUGGUUCCCCAUGUCCAGCGGCAGGGCACAACCACCACAGUCACCUACGAGCAGAUCUAUCAGCAGCACAUUGUCCAGCAGACGGUGCAGCAGUCCUCCAACAAGAUGCAGGUCAUCUCGUUGCCCUCGACUGGAUCGGAAACGCGACAAUGGCAGUCGUCCACACAGCAGUCGACGCAGCAGCAGCAACAGCUCCAGUGGUCGUCGGUGGGCGGUCUGGAGGCCAUUAAAAGUGCGCCCGUUGAGAGUGUGGCACCCACUACCACCACGUACUACAUCAGUGCCAGCGAUCUGUAUCCACAGCAGACCACUGAAACCUACACCAUGCUCCAGCCGGCAUCCAAUGAAAGCUAUAUGCUUGAGCCGGUGAAUCCGCAGCAACAGCAGCAGCAUCAGCAACGCCAGCGACAGCUUCAGCUUCAGCAUGCCCAGCAGGUUCAGCGUGCCCAGCAGCAACACCAGCAGGCGCAGCAGCAACCGAUUAUGAUACUUAUCCAGCAGCCAGAGAUGCAGCCGGUGGCCUCGGCCAGCAAUCCGCAGCAGGCACCGGUCCAUGUCUACGGCGCUACUAUCAGCAACAAUUUGCACCAUCAGAACAGCCAGCGUCAGCAGGUGCGACAGCAAUACCAGCGGCAUCAGUUCCAGCAGAGCCAGCCACAGCAGCAGCAGCAGCAACACCGCCUCGUUCAAAGCCAUCCAGUAUUGGGAAUGCCGGGAGCCACGUCCAUAUCGACCAAAGUGACACCCAUUCCCGCCACCACGCCCAAGGGUCGGGCGCUGACGCUCAAGUGCCGCUUCUGCCAGAACGGACCGCGCUUUUCCAGCAGCCUGGAGUACAGCCGGCACAUCAUCGAUUUGCAUCCGGCGGUGGCGCCGUUCAACUGCCCGCACUGCCCGAUGGCGUUUGCCGGGAGGAGCAAGCGUUCGCAGCACAUUCUCAGCCAUCAUGUGGUGCAGCAGUACCAGUGCGGCCAGUGCACGCAAGUGUUCCCCGCCCAAAAGGCACUGGACAUGCACAUUCAGCGCUUCCACAUGACAUUGCAAACGGUGGAUACGGUGAAAGUGGAGGAGGUUCAGCUGCAGAUAAUGAACGAACGGAAGCAGCGGCCUAGGCAAUAUAAGCCACGGCUGCAAUAUCAGCAGCAGCAAUUGCAACCACUGCUGCAGCAGCAGCAACAGCAGCAGCAAGAGCAACAGCAACAACAGCAGCAAGAGCAACAGCAACAACAGCAGCAACAGCAGCAGCAGCAGCAACAACAGCAGCAACAACAACAGCAGACACAACAGCAGCAACAACAACAGCAGCAGCAGCAACAACAGCAGCAGCCGCAGCAACAACAACCACAGCCCGUGCAGCAAAUCCAUCAACCGCAACAACAGCAACAGCAGCAACAUGCGCUGCAAAUGCAACAGCCACAACAACAGCCACAACAACAGCCACAACAACAACCACAACAACAGCAACCGUUAAUGCAGCCCCAGUCACCGCAUCCAUCAACAAUGGAAAUUCAAGCCAGCACAACAACACCACGAAAGAUUCUCUGCUGUCCGGAUUGCGAAGACUGCACAUCCGGUCACAGCCAUGGCAACGUGCAGUUCGAGGAGCUACCGCCGACACUGCCGGCUCCGGCAACGGUGCUCACUCCCCCCUCGACCAUCGUCUCGGCUCCGUCGCCCCAACCCAUGGUGUAUUCGCAGCACAUAACAAUGCCAUCGCCGGAACAAUCCGAGCCAGAUUCCACGACCACGUUGCGACAGUUCCGCAAGCGUGGCGUGAUCGUUGGGCCACAGGGUCCGCUGCAUUUGGCCACACCAGUGGCCUCGCCCUCACCAUCCUCGUCGCCGUCCUCGUCUACGGUGGAUCAUGCACCGCCAGCAUCACCGGCGCCGCCCGCCUCCCCGGCGCCGCCCCCAUCGCCCGCUCCGACCACGGGGCAGGCGGUGAGCGAGCUGCGGAUGAGCCACCAGUGUCUGUACUGCGAGGAGCGGUUCACCAACGAGAUCUCACUGAAGAAACACCAUCAGCUGGUCCACGGAGCCCAGACAACGAUGCCGUUUGUGUGCAACAUCUGCAAGCGUGGCUAUCGCAUGCGAACGGCGCUGCAUCGGCACAUGGAGUCGCACGAUGUGGAGGGGCGACCGUACGAGUGCAACAUAUGUCGCGUACGGUUCCCGCGACCCUCGCAGCUCACGCUGCACAAGAUCACGGUGCACCUGCUUUCGAAACCGCACACCUGCGACGAGUGCGGCAAACAGUUUGGAACGGAGAGCGCCCUCAAGACGCACAUCAAGUUUCACGGUGCGCUCGGUUACCAGUGCGACUUGUGCGAUCGGACAUUCGAGUAUCUCAAAGAUUUGCGCAAACAUCGACGCACCCACAGCGAGUUGUUGUUUUACAAAUGCAAGUUUUGUCCAAGCUCCUUUUUGCGUUUCACCAGUUUUCAGGCACACAUGAACUCGCAUUUGCCACUGGGCGUAUUUCUUAACGAGGAAGCCGCAUCAAAGUCACCUAGCAACAACAAUAGCAACACCGUCAGCGAUAAGCUAGAGAAUCCACCCACGCCCAUCGAGGAGACACCUCUGACGCCGAUGAGCAGCGGUGGACACGUGUACAACAGCCCCGAUGAAUACCCGAAUUCGGUUGAAAGCUGUGCCGGCAGUAGCCUGGCUCUGGAAUCAGUGGCCACAACGCCAUAACCCAGGUGGCCGGAUUAUAUUUUAGUCCUCGAAGCUUUAGUUAUAAGUCACGACCAGCAACAUAGCCAAAUAACAGCGGCACCUUCCUAUGCUAUUACCAUGUUCGGUGGUGUAUAGCUUCCAUUCUUCCCAUUGGAGCCAACCAAUAAAUAGUUAAUUAUCGACCAGAA
Drosophila elegans is the source of this 7454-nucleotide messenger RNA. RefSeq names its product protein split ends. NCBI's taxonomy places the organism in Eukaryota, Metazoa, Arthropoda, Insecta, Diptera, Drosophilidae. The record is from RefSeq and is a predicted model, not a curated record. Gene Ontology annotation, molecular function: RNA polymerase II transcription regulatory region sequence-specific DNA binding; DNA-binding transcription factor activity, RNA polymerase II-specific; zinc ion binding. The transcript has 6 exons. Bases 1309 to 7284 code for a protein of 1991 amino acids. Gene Ontology annotation, biological process: regulation of transcription by RNA polymerase II. Gene Ontology annotation, cellular component: nucleus.